This is a messenger RNA of Metarhizium acridum CQMa 102, 315 nucleotides long. Lineage: Eukaryota; Fungi; Ascomycota; Sordariomycetes; Hypocreales; Clavicipitaceae. The record is from RefSeq and is a predicted model, not a curated record.
AUGGAUUCUCUCACAACCAUAGGACACACUGGCGGCUCGUCUUCUCAAGGCGACCCUAUCUGCAAUGAGCAGCACUCCUUACUCGCCCCAUUAAUUCUUCCGCACCCGUACUCAUUCUUCCAAGCAAACUUGGCCGAAAUACACGGCUUCUGGGCCAAGCUGUGCCUGGAUACGUCAGUGGCAGGCGCCAACACAACCAUUGAUGAUGUCCUAGCCGCUAUACGAACGGUGGACCAGAUCAUCUCUGACGGAUCAAGCUUACUGGAAGCUUCGACUUGCCUACAUACGGUUAGCAAGAAUUCUGGCAUCACUUAA